This is a messenger RNA of Archocentrus centrarchus (flier cichlid), 2887 nucleotides long. RefSeq names its product major histocompatibility complex class I-related gene protein-like. Gene Ontology annotation, biological process: immune response. Bases 746 to 1807 code for a protein of 353 amino acids. The record is from RefSeq and is a predicted model, not a curated record. The transcript has 7 exons. Gene Ontology annotation, cellular component: external side of plasma membrane. Lineage: Eukaryota; Metazoa; Chordata; Actinopteri; Cichliformes; Cichlidae.
ACAUCUAAAAUGUGCAAAUCUUCCUUAAAUACAGCAGUAUUACAGUGUCUGCUUCAACUGUGAAACAAUGGAAAACAAGCCUUAGCUUAAAAGGUCAAAAAAUCAGUAUAAACCAGCCUGGCAGUAACUGAAACUGAAACACAGCAUAUGAGACACUGAAGAAUGAGCAGAAAUAAACCCCCCCCCACACACACACUUUACCAUAAAGUAGGGAGCAGUGCUUCCUUCUAGUUUCCAGUUUUGACACAGUAUUGUAUUUAGUAAAUGAUAAAUGCUCAGCACACACAGAUUUAACUGCAGUGGUUCAACAAAGCAUGUUACAGUUUGUUUCUCAUUCAGCUUCACACACACUCAAACAACAAUCAUACAAUCAUGUUUGUGGGUAAAUGUAAAAACUCUGCAGACAUUAUUACAGUAUUGCAUUAUGAGCAGGAACUGCGUGUUGGCUUUAAUGGAAGCAGGCAGACAGAGGUAACAUCAGCUGAAUCAUUUUACAUAGAAAAGUGUUAAAAGUCUUUGUUGAACACAGAAGAGAAGCUUCUUUAAUAAUAAUCAUAAUUAUGCCAGUCAAACUCAAACAUUGUUAGAGUUGAGCCUGUUCUCCUGCCUGUGAUUGGUUGAAGUUGAACACGCCUCAAAUACUCCGACUGUAAACUAACCAGGAAACAUCUUUGGACUGAACAAACCUGUAAAACCAUCUGAGUUUCUCACACUUCUUCAGUUCAGCUCAAACUCUCUGAGCACGAUGAAGACGCUGAUGAUGCUGAUCGUCCUCUGUCACACUGCAUCUGCAGUAAGCCACUCCUUGACGUUUUUCUGCACUGAAAGCCCCGGAGCCCAGGGCAUCCCUGAGUUUGUGUCUGUUGGACUUGUUGAUGAAGUUCAGAUAGUUGACUGCAAUAACAUCAGAGGGCUGGAAGUUCAUAAAGACUGGAAUAAAUUCUUUAAGGAUGAUCCUCAGCAUGUGGAGUGGUAUGCUUCACAGUGUCUAAAUAAUCAUCACUUCUUCAAGGCUAACAUUGAGAGUUUGAGGCAACGUUUGAACCAAACUGAAGGUGUUCAUAUCAUGCAGAGGAUGUGUGGCUGUGAAUGGGAUGAUGAGACUGGAGAGCUUAAUGGGUUCAAUCAGUUUGGCUAUGAUGCAGAAGAUUUUAUAGCAUUGGACCUGCAGACACUGACAUGGAUCGCUCCAAAACCUCAGGCUCUCAUCACCAAACUAAGAUGGGACACUGAAAAAGCUCGAUUAGAAGCAAAUAAAUACAUUUUAGGUCAUGAAUGCCCUAAGUAUUUAAAGAAGUAUGUGCAAUAUGGGAAGAACCUUUUAGAGUCAGCAGUUCUUCCCUCAGUGUCUCUCCUCCAGAAGUCUCCCUCCUCUCCAAUCAGCUGCCACGCUACAGGUUUCUACCCUCACAGAGCCAUGAUGUUCUGGAGGAAAGAUGGAGAGGAGAUCCAUGAAGGUGUGGAUCAUAGAGAGAUCCUCCCCAACAAUGAUGGGACCUUCCAGAUGAGUGUUGAUCUGAAACUCUCAUCAGUCACACUUGCAGACUGGGAGAGGUACGACUGUGUGUUUCACCUCUCUGAUGUCAGCAGUGACAUCAUCACCAAACUGGACAAAGCUGUGAUCAGGACCAACAUGGAGAAGCCCACUGACAUGGUGAUCUCCAUCAGUGCUGCAGUGGUUGUUCUAGCUCUCAUCCUCAUUGCAGCUGCAGCAUUUGUGGCUCACAAGAAGAAGAAAGCUGAAUGUUCUCCAUCCUGUGCUGAUAAUGACUCUGAGCAGUCUGAGAGACUAAACACACAAAGCUGACUGUCCUGCAGCAGCUCUGCUCUCCACGCUCUGCAUCACUUUGUCUCCUGACUCUGUUUCAUUGAGUCAUCAUUGUGCAUCACAAGUCCUCUACAAAGCAACAGCAUUAAAGUUAAUGUUGGUUAUGCAUCUAACUGUGUGGUGAUAGUGUGGUAAUGAAGUGUGUUGUGUCACUGAGAGACUGGCCGUGAACAAGUCAUGUGUCAUUCAGCAGAUGACAGUGAAACAUUGAAGCAUGCAGCAACAGAAUCUCUGUAAAGUAGGAGAUAUCUGCACCUUCUUAGAGACCAGUGCAGUUUGACAGUGUUGUAGAUUCUCAGCCUUUCAGUUCAGUGUCUAAUAUUGAAUAUAACUCUGAAAUAUGAGUAACUGCUGCAAACAAGGAGAUCAGAAGACAAACUUUCUCUAAUUGUUUGACAGACCAAGUGCUGAUUUAUGUGAUGAUGAUGAUGAUGUGAUAAUGAUGAUGAUGGUGAUGAUGAUGGUGAGCAGAAUGUGUGUUCAGUGUGUGAGAACAGUCACUUUCAGAGCCUGCUGUUCUGCAGCCCAUUUGUGGUGCAGUUACAGCACAGAGACACACACUCGUUAAAAAGUGAAAGCCAUGAUUGUGAUAUUGUGAUGUUCCCACCUUUCAUACACAGUUGAGGAUUUUUAUACACAAAUUUAUACUUUGAUUAAGUGAAUCUUCAAAUGUUGAUCACAUCAUUACAGCCUUCACUGAGCCUGGAAUGACUUUAUGUGUUAUCAUCAGUGUGAACCUGUGAACUGUAGUUUGUCAUUGUGUUGUUUUUAAUGCUUUACACUGUAAUGUGUGUGUCUGAAAUAAAGCUUAAGCUUUGAUAUUGUGUGUUUCUAAAACAUCAUUCCUCACAGUCUAUUUUCAUUUAGUUACUUAUGUAUUUAUUUAUGCAGUGCAGAUUCUUUGCUAAUUUUCCACAAAAAGUAUUUGUUAAUUCAGUUUACUUGAUAUGUUUCUAUAACUCCAGUUGAACUACAGCAGAACCUUUCAUCUGUUAUUGUCUUCUGUACCCCUACAUUUGUUUUUCUGGGACAACUCCUUUAUAAGGAGCAGCUGCAGCC